AUGAUACUUUCCCAGAUUCUAUUCCAUCACUAUCUCACACACACUGCAAAUACUCCUUCUGUAGAGAAGUCAUCUGCUCCACAACCUUCUCAUGCACAUGAUACUCCUGCAGAUUACUCUUUCUUCACUCUCACUAAAGGCUCAUCAUUCACUGUUUUGCUAGUUUAUGUGGACGACAUUUUGCUCACAGGGAAUGAUCCUAAGUGUAUUCAUGAAUUGAAGAUUUUUCUUGAUGCUAAGUUUGGUCUAAAAGACUUAGGUUCUCUAAAGUGUUUCUUGGGGCUUGAGGUAGCAAGAAGUGACAAGGGAAUCAGUCUAAACCAGAGAAAGUAUGCUUUGGAAAUUCUUCAAGAUACUGGUCAUUUGGGAUCUAGACCAGUUAAAACACCUAUGGAGCAAAACUUGCAUCUUUCAAAGGAUCAAGGAAAGUUGCUGCCAGAUGCAAACCAGUACAAGAGGUUAAUAGGGAGAUUGUUAUAUCUGACCUUAACUAGACCAGACAUCACAUACGCUGUACAUAGAUUGAGUCAAUUUUUGGCUGAACCAAGAGAACCUCACAUGCAAGCAGUCAACAGAAUUCUUCAGUACAUAAAAGGCACACCUAGCAGAGGUUUAUUUUUUGCUAGAAACUUAAAUUUGCAGGUAAAAGCAUUUUGUGAUGCAGAUUGGGCAGGCUGCCCUGAUAUAAGGAAAUCUUUAACAAGUUAUAGUGUCUUUCUAGGUGAUUCUCUAAUCUCUUGGAGAUCAAAAAAACAAUGCACUGUCUCUAGAUCUUCAGCAGAGGCAGAAUAUAGAGCAAUGGCUACCACAACAUGUGAAAUUGUUUGGGUUCUUCAGUUGCUAAGGGAUUUGAAGGUUGAUCAUCCUAAGAGUGCUCAGUUAUUCUAUGAUAAUCAAGCUGCACUACAUAUUGCAGCUAACCCGGUUUUCCAUGAGAGAACGAAGCAUAUUAAAGUCAAUUGUCAUCUGGUCAGAGAUAAGAUAACAGAGGGUGUGAUCAAAACUUUCCAUGUUACAAGUCAAUUUCAAAUUGCAGACAUUUUCACAAAGGCAUUGGGGCUUCUAGCUUUUUCCAGGUCGGUGAAUUGCUUGGGGUUGUUGUCUCAAGCCUAUUGA
Messenger RNA from Quercus robur (English oak), 1116 nucleotides. RefSeq lists its product as uncharacterized. The record is from RefSeq and is a predicted model, not a curated record. Bases 1 to 1116 code for a protein of 371 amino acids. The transcript has 3 exons. Lineage: Eukaryota; Viridiplantae; Streptophyta; Magnoliopsida; Fagales; Fagaceae.